AUGGCGCAUCCAGAAUCAAAUGAUCCAGACGAGAUUUCUCUGUCGUUUACGAGCGACCUUCAUGAUUAUCCUCUCACUUACAUAUUCCCGAUGACCCGUCUGCGAAAGGCAUGCCCAAGAGGACCCGAGAUCUUGGACGUAGACUUGGGGGGAAACAUUCGUCUGGAUGGCAUGGACCCUUACGGCCAAGAUGAACAGUUGGCCUUUACCUCAAUCCGCAGCAUGCUCAACGGUGAAGAUGAUAUAUUCGAUCAUGCGCCAGGAGCCAUCAACCCUCGAGUGUUAUUCUACAUGACGGAGCUGUACAUCUGGCUUGGCAGUCCGAUCUUUACUUUUACCAUGAUCGACGCCAUAAUCCAGGCGGCUGGUUCCUUGAAUCGAGUGCAUGAGUGGCCACUGCUGGCGAUUGUGGCACAAAGAUGGGAGCUUCCAAACCUUACAAAACAAUGUCGUGAUCUGGUGAGCCUCUUCUGUGGCUCUGCGGAGACACAUGUCCCUGAAAAACUACGGGGUGACUUGAGCGACCGAGAAUGGGAUUUUGUGCAGAGUCUUGACCUAAUGAGUGAAGAAGUCUUAACCAUGCGCCGCGGUUACAUCGAAAGAAUUUUCGAAGCUCUUCGCAUCCUCUAUCACCGACCUAUUCCCCAGGACUUUCCAAACGCACUUACAGAUCUUAACCGUGACGAACUUGACCUUAUGGACACUGAACGUUCCGACAUGCUGUUGGACAUGUGGCCAUGCGACGAAUGCAAGGAUAUUCCCGCCAAUGUUCUUCUGGAGGAGCUAAGGCAACAUCUCCCCUGGUUUAUAAGCCCCAGUUCGUAUGCGGGAUGCGUCGAGACUCUGCUCACCCUCCUCCGUCAAGUCGAAGUCAACAUUCGAGUCGAUGGGGACAGACCAGGCUGCAACCAACUGAGGCACUUUUGCAAAAAGCUUUCAGAAAAGGUUGCAAACGGAGCGAGAACCUCAUAA
Molecule: messenger RNA, 972 nt
Organism: Fusarium keratoplasticum
Lineage: Eukaryota; Fungi; Ascomycota; Sordariomycetes; Hypocreales; Nectriaceae
Exons: 3
Coding region: 1-972 (323 amino acids)
Source: RefSeq, a predicted model, not a curated record